AUGACUCGUACAAAUAAUAGCAAUAUUGAACAUUCUCCAUCUCAUACAUCAUCAUCUUCAUCAUCAGCUGUAGCACAACCAUCAUCAACUGAACCAAAAGAUAUAAUAAAUCAAAAUGAAUUAACAAUACAAAAACUUUUACUUGAAUUACAAGAUGAUCUUAAACAAACUAAAGAAUGUUAUAAUUCAAGUCGUGAUGCUUGGCUUUCCAUUCAGCAACAGCAGAAAUCCUCAACAUCGCCAAAUGAAAAUAUUAAUUCUCAAUCAUCUAAAACUAAUCUUACACAAGCACUUACAAACGUUCAAAACGAAAUAAAUAUGUAUAAAACAGCUCUAGCUAAAAUUUCUCAAGUUCGUCAAUUACAAAUUGAAAUUGCUAAUGUUACGAAAAAUCAUAUUGAUGUUAGCCGUAGUCAUACAACACGAAGAGGUCUAGCUGAUCUUCUGUCUCACAUGGCUUAUGUUUUGAAAAUUUGGUAUGGAAGUGAACAUUCAGGAAAUUGUUCAAAUAAAGGUGAUGUACCGCCACCACUUUGUGGUGCUAUACCAGCUGCUUCAAACCAUGUAUGUCAUGUUGGUGAUCUUAUAGCUGGUUUUGUUGAAAGUGAUGAUGGUGAUGAAAAUUGGAUUUUAGCUGAAGUUGCUAAUGUACAUCCAAAUAAAACUAAAUAUGAUAUUGUUGAUAUUGAUGCUGAACCUGAUAAAGGUCGUUAUUAUAAUAUUAAUAAACGACAUGUUAUACCAUUACCACAAUGGCGUGCUUGUCCAUUAACAUGUCCUCAAGCAUUAUUUGUACGACGUACUAUUGUACUUGCACUUUAUCCUCAAACAUCUUGUUUUUAUAAAGGUAUUGUUGAAAGUAUACCGCGAAUUGGAAAAGAUUCUUAUAGUAUAAUCUUUGAAGAUUCAUCUUAUAAUAGUGGUUAUUCACCGGAAUUUGAUGUACCACAAAUGUUUGUUGUUGCUUAUAAAGAUGUAAAAAAAUAA
Messenger RNA from Adineta steineri, 987 nucleotides. The record is from the annotation of a GenBank genome assembly. NCBI's taxonomy places the organism in Eukaryota, Metazoa, Rotifera, Eurotatoria, Adinetida, Adinetidae.